ACUAGUCAAAACAAUUUAUGGGUAGAUUUGUUAGAGUUUUUGAAGAAAGUUUCAAAGGCAUGUUGUAACGUUUUGUAAUUCGUGGAAAUCACUUCAAUUUCAUGAAAAGGUUGGGAGUCCAAGUACAAUGCAUCUGUUGUGGGUUUUUUCAUUUCUAGAUCAUGGAAUUUUUUCAACCAUGGAGGAAAUUAUGGACAUGCUAGAAUCUGAUUCCAAUGGCAAAGAAGAAACAAAGCUCUACUUCGAACUCCUUCCAUAUGUCAGAAUUGGGAUAAAGAUAAGGCUUCCCUUUCAACUUGCUGUCUUCAUCAUCCUUAUUUACUCUCAUCUUCUUCAUUUUUCAAAUGAUGGAGAUAGCACAUAAUGGUGAUUUAGAAGAAUAUCAGCCUUCUUUCAUGGUCCCCAAAGACCCAGGACAUCAUUUGUUGCUAAGCUAGUUGAUGUUGUUGCUGUUGAAACAAUUGGUUGAUGCCUCUAAUGUUUCGGAACAUUUUAAUAAUCUUUGUGCUCUAGAAUAUCUCAAGACCCCUAAGUUGACAGUUUUUCCCUACAGUAGAGAAUUUCUUGGCAGUAUAACAUAUGAUCAAAUGUUGAAGAGGCUAAUGUCAUGGCUGGUGAUAAUGCAUAUCACCAGUGAAGUCGUUGCUUGAAGAGAUAAUGCAAUGUGCGAGCAAAGCAUAUUGUUGGCAUGUAUGAAAGGGAACAAAUCUCUUCAAAAGGUAUAUUGCUUUAUCUUCAACAAAGAGCUCAUCAAAUAUGUCUUUCAAUAUAUACAAUUUUCUGUACUAUUUUUUGUAAGAAAACCUCAUUCAGGACUAUGAUGUGAAGAAUUGGAGGAAGCAAUUGUACAACCUCAAGGAUGGGAAUCCAAGCUUCCUUGUAGUUAUUCAACGAUUUUGACCAUUGGAGGAUAUCUAAAUGUCAUUAGAGAAUGUGGGUAGAAUGUAUGGAGCCUCGGAUUGAUGAGGAGCUAGAGAUCGUGCACCCUGGUCCCCAAAAUUAGUCAUUGUUGACACGACAACCAUAUCAUCGAUCAGAGGACAUUUGGAAUGGCGAGGACCCGAGCCCAUUUACGUGUCGUGGUCGCACUAAGGAGAUGGCACACAUUCAUAUUCGAGAUAAUCGAGUGAUUGACAUUAUCAAGUUGGUAAGGCUGGAAAGAUUGUUUAGGGCCCCUUCCAGAAAAAUAGAUCAUUGCCUAAUAUCGAGCCUAGUUGAGCGUUGGUGGCCGAAGACUCAUACGUUCCAUCUUCCACAUGGUGAGAUGUCAAUCACCCUACAAGAUGUGGAGGUCAUUUUCGGACUUCCUAUAGACGAUGAGGUCUUGGUUGGGCCGACUGCUGUGGUGGAUGGGGAUUGGAGUCAACUGUGCUUGAAGUUGCUUGAUUUUACUCUGGUGAAUGACAACAAAACCUUGGUGGUGCAAAGAAUUCUUAUCAGCCGCCUUGUUGACGCCAUUGUAGCGCCACUACCUUAUGACGCAACGGAGAUUCAGAUACACUAGUAUGCUCGGUGCUAUAUUUUAGCGCUACUAGGGGAUAAGCUUUUCAUGGACAAGUUGGGAGAUAGGGUGCAUCUGAUGUUCUUGGAGUUCCUGCGGAACCUUCAUGAUCCGCCAUAAUAUAGUUGGGGUAGUGGUUGCCUGGCCUGGUUGUAUAGAGAGUUGUGUCGAGCAAGCAAGAAAGGGACAUCGCAGAUUGGUGGGGUGUGCACCUUGAUCUAGUAUUGGGCAUGGGCAAGGUUGCCAUUCUUGUGCCCAAGGAUAGAGCCCCCACCUGGAUGUGAUUAUGGCCCAUGGCCAUGUGCUCCACUUGCAUUUAAGUGGGUGCGGGUGCCAAGCCCGAAGAGUAGGCCAUCUAGCACAGCCUUGAUCCACUAUCGCGAGCAAUUAGUUACAAUGCAGCCAGACCAGAUUGUGUGGCAGCCAUAUGAGGCAGACUUCGGUCACCUUUCUGAGUUCUGCGUUGCAGGGAGGGAUACGUGGACAGCAAGGGUGCCGCUUGUGUGUUUUUGCAUAGUAGAGAAACACCACCCGAACCGUGUUCUUCGACAGUUUAGGUUGGCGCAGGAGCCGCUUGACAAUGUUGUGUACGAUGAUAGACUGCAUAAAAUAGACUUACGUGGGAAGGUGGAAAAGAAUUGGAGGGAGGAGCAUGGACGGUAUAUCAUUUCAUGGGAUAUGAGACGACAACAACUUUGUCAUGCACCUCCUCAGAUUGGUGACAUGCCCUGUGAUCAUGCCUAUUAUUGCUGGUACCGUCCGAUCACUCGAAAGUAUGUCGACCGCACGCUAAAUUAGAUAUAAUGAUUCAAAGCCAUUUAGCGCUGUUGGAGAUGCUUCCUGAAGGCAGCUGAGCUCACAACCAUGUCCGACGCGUCCUAAAUAAUGUGGCUAGGCUUGGUGGUGGUCCUGCAGCCGAUGGCCAGGCAAUCAAUGGGCAUGACACUAAAUUAGUAGCUACUGCAACCCCAAGCACAAGCGCAACACCCGUAAGUACAUUGACCUGUGGUCUGUGUGCUACUGCAAGUCCAAGUACAAGCGCCAGUAGGGGCCGUGGUCAACCUGGUACAGCAAGCCCAAGCACAGGUGCACCUAGGGGCUGUGGUCGGCCUGGUACAGCAAGCCCCAGCACAAGUACACCUAGGGGACGUGGUCGGCCUGCUACAGCAAGCCCAAGCACAAGUGCAGCUACAGGCCGUGGUCCACAUGCAACAACCCCUCGGGUUGUAACUACUCCUUUACUUGCACCCAUCUCGCAUGCAUCGCCCGAGGUCCAUCCACCCAUCCCAGAUGCAUCUCCACCCAUGGUAGAUGCAUCUCCUCAGCCUGAGGUCCCUUCACCCACCCCACCUUCGCAGCCCAGUUUUGAUCUCGGUAUUAAUUUUCAUUUGACCCCUCCUAUACACCCCGAGACACCCUCAUACCCACCCACAUGCUCUGGUGCACCCACUAUGCCCAUAGACCCACCUACCUCAUCCUCAUUUGACCCUCUAGGACCUCCGGUUGGGACUGACACUGUACAGCCAGCUGUACCGGACGAGCAUCCCCCUCCUCAGCCCUCACCAUCACAAGGUAGACUGCAACGUGUUAGAAGAACACCCACUUGUGGAACAGGUGGACACAAAAUAGGACGUGCAGGCAGCUCUAUGCCUAAGGAUGAUGCCCCGCAACCUCCUCCCCCGCCCAAACAUUACACAUGGGUUAAAAAACGCAAAAUUGGUGAACCUUGAAAAAGAGGAUUAAUUAUGCAUUGUAUGAAGAGCUUGAUGGAAAAUAUGUGGAGCACACAAGAGAUGUGUAUGGGGAGUGUCUGAAGCAAAUUCCUCAUGAGAGAUUCUCUUUUGCAAAAUUAUGGCUUCUAGCUACUCAAUUUGAGAUCCGGCAGCUAAAUCUCAAGGCUGCACGACAAAUCCUGGGAAAUGCAAUUGGCAUAGCUCCUAAAGAUAAGAUAUUCAACAAGUAUAUUGAGAUAGAGCUUUAGCUUGGAAAUAUAGACCGUGGCUGAAAGCUUUGUGAGAAGUAUUUGGAGUGGGCGCCUGAAAACUGUUAUGCAUGGAGCAAGUAUGCGGAGUUAGAGAGAUCUUUGUGUGCGACUAAGCGACCUAGGGCAAUCUUUGAGCUUGCAAUUGCCCAACCAGCACUGGAUAUGCCGGAGUUAUUGUGGAAGAACAUCUGCACCUGAGUAAAAAGAGGAAAGAGCAAUGCUACUGGAAUGGUGGCUGAACAUGGAGAGCAGUUUUGGGGAGCUUGGUGAUAUUAGUUUAGUCCAGGCUAAGCUGCCAAAGAAGCUGAAAAAGAGGAGGCAGAUGGUGUAUGAGGAUGGUCCGGCUGGGUAUGAGGAAUACAUCAAUUAUAUGUUCCCUGAGGAAGCUCAGACGACUAAUCUUAAAAUCUUGGAAGCUGCCUAUAAGUGGAAGAAGCAAAAGAUUUCUGAUGAAGACUAGCAUGGUUACCUGUUUUUGUAGAAUUUUAGCUUUUGGUGUAAAUACACAAUUGUUUUUUUUGUAUGUUAAUUUGGUGAAAAUGAAGUAGUUUAGCUGCUAAUCAUAUUUUUCUGGAAUGAACGAUUGCACCCCCAAAAUCAGUUGAGGGAACUUAAGAGUUGUACGGAGUGACUAGAUUAGAUUCUGAGAAUUUAUUAUCAUAGUGAUGAAUCAAGCAUAUCCUUCUAGGCUGAAAUUUAUUUUAUCAAUUCCUGAAAUGCACUUUGAACUGAUUGUUGAUUAUAGAUAGUGUCAUGUGAUAUCCACCAUGGAGAAAUUUUUCAUAGACAUUUUAAUAACUUAUGGUGCAUUUACUGUGUUAUUAGUAACGCCACAGAGAUGGUAAGCUCUAGAUGAAUUUGCCACUGUACAUGGCAUUGGAUGAAAGUUUUAUAUUGCAUGCCUUUUUGAUCUUAAGUUUUUCUUUUGUUUGGGUUCAGAGAGACUUCAAAAAUGUAGCCAAUAAUAUGGCUAAGUGCUGCUGUCUAUAAUUCAGUACUGAUCUGUAACAGUUUACCAUCAUGGUAGGACCAUAUAGGCUGUUAAGACAAUUAAAUACAUUUCAUGCUUGUGAAUGAAAAAUAGGAGAAGCUUUAUGCUUUAUUCAGUUGCUGCAAAAUUAGAGAGAAGAGAUAGGAGUUUGAUAUGACAGAUUUGGGUUUUUUUAUUUAACAAUAAUGGGGUUGGAGAAUAGGACUAAAAGUUGAAAUUUUGGAUUCUGACAUGGUUAUUGCUGAAUCACAGAGAUUCAGGCUGCUGGUAGUACAUAUGGAAACUAUUUUUGUGUAACAACUUAUGGAGAAUCUCAUGGAGGUGGUGUUGGUUGCAUCAUUGAUGGAUGCCCUCCUAGACUUCCCUUAUCAGAAGCUGAUAUGGAAGUUGAACUUGACAGAAGGAUUACAGUGAAAUGUCAACGGCUUAUAGGCCUUCUCAUGCAGAUGCUACUUGUGACAUGAAAUAUGGUGCAAGAGCAGUGCAGGGUGGUGGUAGAUCUUCAGCAAGAGAAACUAUUGGAAGAGUUGCUGCUGGGGCUGUUGCCAAGAAAAUCCUUGAGACCCUUGCAGGAACCGAGGUAGACACCUUAAGAGAACUUCAGAGACUAUAUGAUGAGCUUGUUGCUUCUGCUGAUGCCUGCAGGUUGGAUAGGUAUUUGGCUUCUGAAAAAGCUGGAAGGCAAUGGUCUCGAUUCAUACCCCAAUCUUCAUACUCGCCUGUCAAGGGUCUAUAUCUUUUUGGAGGAGUAGGGACUGGAAAAACUAUGUUGAUGGACCUAUUUUUUGAUCAAUUGAUUUCGACAAGGUGUGGCCAAUCUUCGACUCGGCGCAAUCGAGGGAUUUUUGGAAGAUUUGUAGAACUCUUGUGGCAACUUUCUUUGCAUGCUUUGCGAGAGGUUCAUAGACGGACUUUUGCAGCUGAUGUAGCUUCUAAUCCACUGCCUGGAUCGCUGACCAAUGUAGCCUUUUCCCAUGCAGCCACAUUACUUCCUGUAACAAAGGCAAGAAUAGCAUUCAAACGGAGAAGAUUUCUUAAGAAUGCAGAAACAGCAGUACAACGACAAGCUAUGUGGUCAAAUUUGGCUCAUGAAAUGACUGCAGAGUUUCGUGGUCUUUGUGCUGAAGAGGCUUAUUUGCAGCUAGAGCUGGAAAAAAUGCAUGACUUGAGAAAUAAAGUGAAGUCAGAAGGGGAGCUCUGGGAUGACCUUGUAUCUAGUUCAAGUCAGAAUUCCCAUUUAGUUUCAAAGGCUACUCGCUUGUGGGAGUCAAUAUUAGCUCGUAAAAGUCAACAUGAAGUUCUUGCCUCAGGUCCUAUUGAGGACUUGAUAGCUCACCGUGAACACAGGUACCGCAUCUCUGGAUCAUCUUUGCUUGCAGCUAUGGAUCAGAGUUCUCAGGUUCCUUAUUCCGAUGUCUUAUCCGUCCAGCCUAGUGACCUACCUACAACACAUAUGGAUGGCAAAGAGCAGAGUGAUGGAUCAUAUGUCAACGUAAAUAGGGAAAAGCUGAAGAAGAACUUAGAUUCAUCCCAUUCACAAGUAAAUGAUGAAACAGUUUCUCGAGUAGAUGAUAGAAGUAGAAGAGUCCAGCCCACUGUUGAUGUAUCUGAAAUCAUCAGGCGUUGGACACAUGCUUUACAGCGUAUUCAUAAGCAGUCACUUCAUCUGGCAAAAGUUAAUGAUGGAGAAGGUCCAGAAAUUUUACGAAACACACAGGAUGGUGGUACAAGUGGCCAUCCUGAGUCUUAAGCUGCCACUCUUGCUGAGCAUCGGCAGCACUUAGCUAGCUUUCAGCUCCACUGUCCGAAACUGAAGCAGCCUUGAUGGAGCAUUGAAACAGGUGUUUGGGCAACCUUGCUCGUGUUCUAGAGCCAGAUAAUUCGGUUGCUGUGAUGGUUUUGUUUUCAUUCCUCAGUGGGCAUACUCUUUCCUCCCCAUUAUUUUUGUAUGACACGGUGUUUGUAGGAUAUCUCUUUUCCUUCUUCAUCUUCUGUAUAUUCUGCCCACAGAUUCGGCACAUUUUUUAUCCUAUUGUGGAGGGAACUAUGAGCCAUUGGGCAGCACCUUUUUAGAUGCUUGACAGAUGCCUGGAACUUGAGAUGGUCGUAAUGUAUCAGAAUGCUGACCUGGGUGUUGGCCAAAAUCUGCAGCCAACCAAUAGAGUCCGAAUUUGAAAACUUCCCUUGACAGUCGGUUCAUAAAAUGUUACUGAAAUGCGGCAUCCCAUGGUUAGAAAUAGAACGUGAAGGUUGGUUUCUAGCCUGACAAGUUUCUGGCAGCAAUACAACAUUCACUUAGCAUCCUGUUUUUAACUGUCAAGAAUGAUUGUUGAUGGACUGUUUAUUAUGUGUUUGAUAGAUGUGUAUCACAUGAAUUUGAUAAUGUAUUUUGCGAUUCAUCAGGAAUGAGAAGUUACAGUCUGUAACGGUUGGAUUACUUUUAUUUAUUUUGUUAAGCAAGGCCAUGUUUCGUUAA
Molecule: messenger RNA, 6952 nt
Organism: Quercus lobata
Lineage: Eukaryota; Viridiplantae; Streptophyta; Magnoliopsida; Fagales; Fagaceae
Product: AUGMIN subunit 6-like
Exons: 28
Coding region: 4892-6226 (444 amino acids)
Biological process (GO): aromatic amino acid biosynthetic process; spindle assembly
Cellular component (GO): HAUS complex; mitotic spindle microtubule
Molecular function (GO): chorismate synthase activity; microtubule binding; ATP hydrolysis activity
Source: RefSeq, a predicted model, not a curated record